Molecule: messenger RNA, 3084 nt
Organism: Entelurus aequoreus (snake pipefish)
Lineage: Eukaryota; Metazoa; Chordata; Actinopteri; Syngnathiformes; Syngnathidae
Gene: fam53c
Product: family with sequence similarity 53 member C
Exons: 5
Coding region: 727-2016 (429 amino acids)
Biological process (GO): protein import into nucleus
Cellular component (GO): nucleus
Source: RefSeq, a predicted model, not a curated record
UGUUAUUUAUGAAUGCCUGCCGCUCGCCUUCGUGUGCACGUUCCAAUCGUUAUCAUUAUGUUUUAAAUAAUUGGACACCUGAUAUCGACUGCAUGUGUGUUUGUUUUUUGCUCGCGCAAUACCUGCACUUCGCCAUUAAAUGUAAACAGUAAUUUAUUGUAGUGGAUUUGGAUGCUGGCGGUAGUGGCGGCGGCGGCAGGCGGCAGGCGUAGCGGUGCGUUCGGCUCUUUAAUCACACUGGGUCAAUAACAUCCGAGCACCGGUGCUGUCUGUUGGUGCUGCAUCCACCGGUGGUAACACCCGGAAAGGGGCUUUUCCGAUGAGGUGAGCCAUCCAUCCAUCCAUCCAUCCUUCCAUCUAUACAUCCGCACUUUUGCCGAGGCCAUUGCCUGACUGACCAUGUUAUCCUUGUGAGAGUGGGCGGGGCUACCUGGCCCUGAGGCGCAAAGGAGGGGGAGCCUAGGCGCAGCCGUCGUCGGACUCUGCCGCCCCGGACAAGGGACGCAAGCGGAGCGGGCAUUCCUCAACCUUCCUCCUUCCCUCCCCGUCAAUCCCCCCCCCCCCCCCCCCCCCCCCCCCCCAACCACCACCAUGAUGUGGUCACGUUGCUUGUGGAAAGCGUGAGGAAGCAGGAGUCUGGAAGGCGACCCUGCUCAGCCGGGGGACUCGGACCUGUCCCUGCUGGACCCGAAAACCCUGGGAGAGUGCUGGCCCCCUGAUGGCUUGAUGCCUGAGAGCAGUUACUGGCAGCUCUGCCCUCCCUCUAAGUCCAGCCUGCAGGGGGGGUUGCUGAGCUCUAGUUUCCCUCCCGGCCCAGUCCCCCUCGUGCCGCAAGAUGCUCACCUGCGGGAAGGGGGAGAUCCCCUGGACGGCCCCCCUUCUCAGCCGCAGCAGCAUCACCGGCCUCUGGCACCCAGCACCUCGGCGUCCGAGCUCUCCCUCCCAGGAGCGGCGGCGGCUCCUCCAGGGCCCGCCCCUCCGCCUCCUCCUCCCCCGCCGCCCAAGCGCCACUGCCGCUCCCUGUCGGUACCGGAGGACCUGUCCCGCUGCCGCUACACGUGGCGGCCCAGCGCCUCACGGGUGUGGACUCCAGUCAGUCGGCAGCAGUGCCACGGAGGCGUUGGCGGCAUGGGGGUCACAGGUGUGGUGGCCGGUGCCACGGGGGGAGGUGCCUGUCCUCUCCGGGCGCCAAGCUCCUCUUUGAACUCGUCCCUGCACUCCUCGUCAAGCCCCACCUUCUUCAGCUUGGCACUUUCUCCAGACUCGCCGCUUCCUUGGAACUUCCCAUGGGACCCUAUUGAAGCAGCGGCAGGGGGAGGAGCCUGCUGCUGUUUCUUCCCCUCUCCGUCGUCCUGCUCCUCAUCACCCUCGCCCCUCCACCCGCCGCCGCCCCCUCAUAGGCGUUUCUCCCUCUCACCCGUGCUCAUUAGAGACUCGUCGGCGGCCGCCACCUUCCUGCCUCCGCCGCCUGUUCCCAGCCAAGCGGCGGCGCCUCCGAAGGGCUGCUGUGCGGCCGGCGGGGCUAUGGCAGGCGCCCCCGUGCCUGCCUCGCCUUCCUCCGCCUGCAGCACGCCGUCAUCCCUGCGCCGCAGCUUUCCGCCGCAGCUACCGCGUUGCCAUUCGCAGCCCUGUGACCUGCUGCUGCUCAAACCGGGCCUGAAGAGGCGACGCGACCCAGACCGCCCCUGUGCCCGCCCUGUCCUCGACUUCACCAAGAUGACUCAGACCCGCAGCAUUGACCCACAGUGUUUAGAGCGUGGCGGCAGGCUGGCCUGCGGCGGCGAUCUAUACAUGGGCAUGGAGUCCUUCAUGGGCGACUUUCGGGGCUCCUGCUCGCCGGCUGAGUGUCUGGGCAGGACCAGCAUCGGCCCGCUGAGCGAGAGCGACGAAGAGUGUCGCGAGGAUGACGACGACGACGAUCGGGAAGAGGACGUGGACGAGCGCGAGGCGGCCCAGCAGGCCGUCUUUGAGAGGGAUUGUACAGAACUGGACUUGAAUUUAAUCGAAGAAAACUGACGUGUUUGUAAAACGGAAGGUCGUUUCUUCCCCGCCUCCCUUUUUAUUUAUUUUUAGGAUGGAAGUUUCAUUUUAAAUCUUGAUCGCACCCACGCUACCAAUCAGCAAGGCUCUCAGGAACACCUCUUCUGAUUGGACGAGUAAGUCGACGCUGAUUGACAACAGUGAUGAUGUGACUGCUUGCUUAUAAGACUCGGCGCCGGCUGGACUCGCUGAGUCGUGAAAGGGUUCAGACUAGGGCUGCAACAACUAAUCGAUUAAAAUCGAUUACAAAAAUAGUUGGCGAUUAAUUUAGUCAUUGAUUCGUUGGAUCUAUGCUAUGCGCAUGCGAAGAGGCUUUUAAAAAAAAACUUUUUUUUUUUUUUUAUAAACCUUAUUUAUAAACUGCAACAUUCACAAACAGCUGAGAAACAAUAAUCAAAAUAAGUAUGGUGCCAGUAUGCUGGGUUUUUUUCCAAUAAAAUACUGGAAAGGGUAGAAAUGUAGUUGGUCUCUUUUAUCCGAUUAUUAAUCGAUUAAUCGAAGUAAUAAUCGACAGAUUAAUCGAUUAUCAAAUUAGUUGUUAGUUGCAGCCCUAGUUCAGAACGUCAGCGUCCGCCGAGAUCGGAGGUGUCGUUCAACACGCAGCUGCCGAGUCUCCCAACAUGUCGAUUGCCUGACACAGCACACCUGAAAAUCCUCAAAUCCUUGGUUUGGACAUUCCAAUCCAAUUAAUAACAAGGGUUUUUUAAUUAGUUAUAUGUUGGAGGGCGCUACUUGGCUGCAACCAGCAGAGGCGCUGUUCAUCCCUGUCCUAACUAUCAGCCUAAUAAAGAACAUUGUGGCCUCAAACAGGAGUUCAGAACACAAUUGUUUAUAUUUUCUUCCUUCUGAGGUCAAAACUGCACUGUCUAUUCUAAAUCUUGAGGUGUCACUCUUUGGGUAUCUAACGAUGUGAUCUGAUUCCGAUUAUUGGAGUGAUUACUCAAUUCAAGCCAAUUCUCGCUAUGUAUUAUUUUGGUAUAGUAAAUACAAUUAAACUUUUUUAAAACAUAUAUAUAUAUAAAUAUAUAUAUAUAUAUAUAUAUA